UUUAUUUAAAAUCCCGGAAUCAUAGUCAGACAGUAUAAGGUUUGAAGUUUAUCGAGGUCGACGUGUUAUUUGUAAAUUGAACUAACACUUUAUGGAACAUUAUUUUCUUAAUAAAAUCGAAUAAAAUGACUGCUAAUAUUACAAAAAUUAUUUUUUUUCAUAUUUGUUUUAUUUUUACCAUAAUAAAUGGAGCAACUUUAUCAAAAUUGCCAAAAGGGUUUAAACAAUGCAAAAUAAGUGAUCCCAAUCUUAACGAAUGUAUAAGGGAUGGACUUCAAAGCGCUAUUCCUCAUUUGGCUAAAGGUAUUCCGAGUUUGGGUAUUAUUCCACUGGAUCCGCUACGAAUCUCAGAACUCACUAUUCAACAAGGUACUGGGCCAGUUAGUUUUAAGUUGAACUUUACAGAUUUAGAUUUAAUAAAUUUAAAGAAGAUGACGAUACAAAAAGUCGAAUACGAUCCAAUAAAAUACAGGUUUUAUGCCGAGGUUGAACCUAAAGAAUCAAUAGAUCUGGAAGGAUUUUAUGAUAUAACAGGAAAAGUACUAACUUUCCCAAUUGUAGGAAAUGGAAAAUGCAAAAUUAGUUUGGAUGUUCCAAAAUUUUAUGAUACUGUCAUAAUGAAUCCAGUCGUUAAAAAUGGAAGUACGCAUUUAGAAGUUGAUAGCUUAUCAUGGAAAUUCACGGCAACAAAAUUGUAUAUUAAAAUGGAUAAUCUGUUUAAUGGUGACAAAGUUUUAGGAGAUAACAUGAACUUAUUCUUAAAUGAAAAUUGGCGUGAAGUUCUAAAUGAAAUGCAACCGGCUAUCGAAGAAGUUUUCGGCAUGGCAUUCAAAGGAAUUGGUCAUCAGUUUUUAAAUCGUAUUCCACUCAAUCAAAUUUUCGCAGAUUAAAAUAAAGUAUAACAAUAUUAUUCCUGAUUUUGACUUUGUUAAGUAAUUUUGUAUAAGUAACUUAUGAUUCGUAAAAUAUUUAACACUGAAAUUAGU
Molecule: messenger RNA, 986 nt
Organism: Sipha flava (yellow sugarcane aphid)
Lineage: Eukaryota; Metazoa; Arthropoda; Insecta; Hemiptera; Aphididae
Product: protein takeout-like
Exons: 6
Coding region: 126-890 (254 amino acids)
Source: RefSeq, a predicted model, not a curated record